Messenger RNA from Phodopus roborovskii (desert hamster), 2053 nucleotides. RefSeq names its product cell death inducing p53 target 1 (gene Cdip1). Gene Ontology annotation, molecular function: zinc ion binding. Gene Ontology annotation, biological process: tumor necrosis factor-mediated signaling pathway; intrinsic apoptotic signaling pathway in response to DNA damage by p53 class mediator. NCBI's taxonomy places the organism in Eukaryota, Metazoa, Chordata, Mammalia, Rodentia, Cricetidae. The transcript has 6 exons. The record is from RefSeq and is a predicted model, not a curated record. Bases 169 to 795 code for a protein of 208 amino acids.
GAGCGCCGCACCGGACCUGACCCUUGCCGGUUUCUGUGUUCCUCCGGCCUCGGGUUCCUGGAUUCCAAGCCUCCUGGAUCCCUGUCUCAGCCAGUAUCUGAAAUAUUCUCACGUGCUUUCAUUCUCUGUGCACAAGGAAUCUGAGGUCCAGGAGUAUCUGCAGCAAAGAUGUCUAAUGAGCCACCCCCUCCUUAUCCUGGAGGUCCUACAGCCCCGCUACUAGAGGAAAAAAGUGGAGCCCCACCUACCCCGGGCCGCACCUCCCCAGCAGUGAUGCAGCCGCCACCUGGAAUGCCACUGCCCUCUGCUGACAUUGCUCCCCCACCUUAUGAGCCACCUGGUCAUCCAGUGUCUCAGCCUGGUUUUGUGCCCCCUCACAUGAGUGCAGAUGGCGCCUAUAUGCCUGCAGGUUUUUACCCUCCUCCAGGCCCUCAUCCACCUAUGGGCUAUUAUCCACCAGGACCCUACCCACCAGGGCCUUAUCCUGGUGCUGGGGGCCACACGGCCACAGUCUUGGUCCCAUCAGGGGCAGCCACCACGGUGACAGUGCUACAGGGAGAGAUCUUUGAAGGUGCACCUGUGCAGACAGUGUGUCCCCACUGCCAGCAGGCGAUCACCACCAAGAUCUCCUAUGAGAUUGGCCUGAUGAACUUCGUGCUGGGUUUCUUCUGCUGCUUCAUGGGGUGUGAUCUGGGGUGCUGCUUGAUCCCCUGCCUCAUCAAUGACUUCAAGGAUGUGACGCACACGUGUCCCAGCUGCAAAGCCUACAUCUACACAUACAAGCGCUUGUGCUAACAGAGCUACACUUGGACUCCCCACCUAUCAGUCUGGCCCCAUGUGCUUUGCUCCCCAUGCUCAGUGGUCACUACCCUCCAGCUCUUAGUCAGGGUUGGAAGUUUUGCCACUGUCCCCUAAAAAUCCUGUCCUCACCUUGCCCUUCCCUGAGUAUCCUACUUCCAGCAAAAAUUCCGUUGGAUUUAAGGCCAAGGGCCAGUGGGUGGCAUGGGGUGAAACUGACCUUGUGUGAUGCUUGGGCAUUUGCAAUCCAGAAGAUAAGCUGGAGAGGGUUUCUUACUGGGGUCCUCCCUCCUUUCUGUAUAAGGGUCCAGGCAUGGUCCUUAUUCUUUCUGGGACCAAAAGUGCCCAGAGCAUCAACAGGUCCUAGACUAGGGCCUACAGUGAGGGAGUGCCUGGAACCACAGUUGUGUCUGACCUGCUGGAAAUAGGUCAGAAGGAAUCCUCAUCUAGAGUUAAGUGGACCCAAGCAAGACUGGGUCUUAAGGCCUGAGUUUAUGUGGAGUAUAUUGUCUAGUCUGGGGUGCCAAAGGUGGAGUAAGAAAGAAAUAAUGACUGCCGACUCUGGGCCUCAGAACUCUCAGGUAUGGAAACCCAGGACUUCUACCCACUGUCCAGGAGGUAUCUAAGAGCUGCCUGGUAUAAGGCAAAGAGGACACUGGGCUAAAAGCCCUGGUAGCCAAGAAGAACUUGCCCCUUUUCUCACCCAGCUUCCUUUGAGUCAAUGUGCAGAUUUCCUUUCUGGCCACAUCUCUGUGAACCUCUGUAUUUUUGGGGGCCAGAAGGAAUUAAUGCCCAUGACCUUGACCUGUCUAUCUACUUUUGUAACUGUGCUAUAUAUGGGUGUAACUUCUGCCUGGUAACUUACUGACAGUGGCAGAUCAGAAGAGCCUCCUUGUAAGGUUCAUCGGUCUCUGAAAUAAGUGCCAGUCUUUUUGCCAUAGUUGACAUGCUUCCACAUUGGGGCACUUCAGUAGGGAGAACUGUGGCACUAGGUUGGGGACUAGGAAGAAGUCACAAGUAGUGGGGGUAUCCUAGGGACACGACUCUUGCCUAGCCAGGGUGUAAACCCAAACUGUCUCUAUUUCCUGAAUGGUCUGUGAAUAUGCCCAUGUGGACGCUGAGUCCUGCUGCUGUCCCUCUCCUGGUCUCACACCACUGCAUGGCCUCCUAUCACUGUGAACUUUGGCCUGGUCCCAGUUUAUAGUUUCAUUAAAUUGGCCCUUUCACUCUCUUGUCCUGGGCCGCCUCUGCUGUC